Messenger RNA from Peronospora matthiolae, 4314 nucleotides. NCBI's taxonomy places the organism in Eukaryota, Oomycota, Peronosporomycetes, Peronosporales, Peronosporaceae. The record is from the annotation of a GenBank genome assembly.
AUGCUGCGCGCCUUGAGACGACAACCACAACACGGUCGGAGCAUGACCAUCAGGCGUCGUGCCGCGUAUUGUGCGCGCGGAACUAGUAGCAGCAGCACAGAUCCUGGCAAUUUACAGUAUGUAGAAAUUGGCGACGUGCGAGCUCCAAUCACAACGCCAAAGUCAAUCGAGUUGGUGCCCCGUGGGUACAUGAUGGAGAUGCAGCAAGGACGGCCGAUGGCUCAGACUUUACUCGGACAUCUUCGAUGGAUGCUGCAAAAAGACCUAUUGAAGCAAGAUAUGUUUCUGAUAGGACCUCCGGGAUCAUCCCGACGACUACUGAGCAUGCGGUUUUGUGAGCUUUUGAAGAAAGGGGUGGAAUACAUUGCCGUAUCCCAGGAUACCACGGAGGCAGACUUGAAACAGCGUAGAGAGAUUGUCAACGGUGCAGCUACUUUCGCGGACCAGGCUCCUGUUCGAGCUGCUAUUCAUGGCCGUGUGCUCGUGAUUGACGGCCUUGAAAAAGCAGAGCGGAACGUUUUGCCCACGCUGAACAAUCUACUCGAGAACCGAGAAAUGAAGCUGGACGACGGGCGCUUUCUUAUGAAGGCAGAAAGCUACGACGCGUUGGUGGAGAAAGGUUUCUCGGUGGAUGCUCUGGAGGCCCAGAAUUUGGUACGAGUUCAUCCGGAUUUUCGCGUCAUCGGAUUGGGUCUCCUAGUACCCCCGUAUCCUGGCCGUACAUUAGAUCCACCUCUACGAUCGAGGUUUCAGGCACGAGAUAUUCAACCUAACUCACCGGGUUCACAGCUUGAGGAAUUGGUGGUCCAGACUCCAUCCUUCCCAGUGCAUACGCUCGAAAAACUUGUCGGGAUUCGAGAGGCUGUGAACACAAUCGAAUCCGUGUACGACGGAGGAGCGAGCACAGGACCACGUAUGCCGCACUUCGACUUUCUGUCGCUUGCACAUUGCGCAAAACUGUUGGAGAAGUUUCCGCAUGCAAAUGUAGCUAACGCUAUACAGCGGUCUUUUCCGGUUCGAACGGAUGUUCUUGGAGCCAGAACCGAGGCCAACGCGAAGGCGCUUACUCGCAUCGUCACAAGGUUUACCAGCGAUCUCAAGAGCGCGGAGUAUACGCUUCAAAGUGUGGCCAAGAAUUCUGCUAAAGACGUGACAGCAACGGUGAGCUUUCGUUCCCAUUCGGACCAAAUUGUGCUGGACAACAUCCCAUGUGGAACAACAUGCGCACGAAUGGAUGCGAUGCCGGGGUUUGUGGAGACAGACACUCAUUUAAAAGUUCUCGCCGAAAUGAUGCAAGACCAUGCCGUCGGCAGGGACCUGUGUGUCCUUGGAGCAAAAGGCAGCGGGAAGUCUGCUUUGGUGAGGCUGUUUGCUUUCCGUUUGGGGUACGCGACCGAGCUUUUCAGCCUGUUCAAGGAUAUGACUACGCGAGAUCUUCUCCAGCGACGGUCUACUGACUCUCAAGGCAACACACGAUGGGAAGACAGUCCACUCAUCCACGCUGCUCGAAACGGGCAUCUCUGUGUGCUAGAUGGAGUUCAUCGCCUGAGAAGUGAUGGUCUAGGAAUACUUCAAAGGCUUGUCCAAGACCGGGAGAUUGACCUGGCAGAUGGCUCCAAACUAGUAUCUCAGCCAACUUACGAUGCUAUCGUGGCCAAUGCAAACGAAUCUGGAGACGUGGGUGCGCUGAGUCGAGUGUCUGCCAUUCAUCCCUCUUUUCGUAUCAUCGCCAUCGCUGAGGCUGAUUCUGCAACGUCAAAAAGAACGAUUUCUUGCCCAGGCAAGGAGUCUGCAGCUGCAUGGCUGAACUCGGACAGUAUAUCGAUGUUCAACUUUCACCACAUGCCGACACUGCCUACUAAACAGAGCGGACACGUUGUCCGACAUUUGUAUCCUGACCUCCCUGAUGAGACGACAAGAAUUCUGCUGAUGUUUUCAGAGAAGUUGAAAACCGCCAAGAAAGAAAGCGCGAAUGCUGACCACCUUGCACUUUCACUAUCCACGCGCCAGCUGCUGCGUAUUUGCCGUCACCUCAACGCAUUUCCGCAGCAAUCGUUGCAAGAUUUGCGGUCGUUGCUGCAUGAUACGCUACUUACGAAAUUCUUGUCACCAUCAUGCAGCGAGCUAGUCGAUUCUCUUCUGAAUAAGUGCAAAGCUCCAGCUUCGAAGUCAGCCGUGGUUGAUCUUCAGGUGCAGAAAGCAGAUGCCAUCCGCGAGGAGGAAGGACGCUUAUACAUUGGCGAUGUUUCGUAUUCGAUCCAAGUCCCGAGUAUCCCGGAGCUGGUUCCCCAGCCACACUAUUUUGACAUUCCAAAGCAUACCCGUUGCAUGCAAGACAUGCUACAAGAUAUUGUAGCGGGUCAAAAACACUUGCUCUUGAUCGGCAACCAAGGCGUGGGAAAGAACAAGCUAGCGGACAGAUUGCUGCAAUUGCUGCAGCAGGAGCGCGAGUACAUUCAGCUGCAUCGUGAUACAACUGUGCAAACUUUAACGUUGGCGCCAACACUUGUGGACGGGAGCAUUGUGUGGAAAGACUCACCACUUGUCCGGGCUGCCAAAACUGGUCGAACACUUGUCGUUGACGAGGCUGACAAAGCACCACUGGAGGUUGUUUGUGUUUUGAAGGGGUUGAUUGAAGACGGCGAAAUGCUCCUGGGUAAUGGCAAGCGCUUGGUCGAUCCCACGAAAAUAGCAAUAGAGGAAUGGCAUAACAAGGAAAACAUCAUCGAGCUUCACCCGGAUUUCCGCAUGUGGGUGCUUGCGAAUCGUCCGGGAUUCCCUUUCUUAGGAAACAACUUUUUCCGUGAGAUCGGUGAUAUCUUUGCAAGCCAUGCGAUCGAGAACCCAGAUGAAGCAUCGGAGCUCGCUUUGCUAACUGCGUACGCGCCAAACGUUCCUACUGACAUUUUGCGCCAGCUCUGUAAAGCUUUUGCUGAAUUGCGGGAUUUGGUGGAGAAUGGUACCAUCACGUACCCGUACUCAACUCGCGAGGCUGUUGCGGUGGCAAAACACCUACAGCGCUUUCCUACUGACGAAGUGGGAUCCGUACUGGCAAACGUCUUUGCUUUUGAUGCCUACGAUCGAGCCAUGCUUGCUCAAGUAUCCGACGUCUUUGUGAGGCAUGGAAUCCUUCUUUCCAGCAGCAGAGAAGUUUCAUCUCUUGAAAUGAAUAUCACAACAGCGGAUGGCUCUAGAGUAGGCGGACUAUCGACGCCUAAGACGGGUCUGGACGCUCCAAAGUACGGUAAAGAAGAUCCGAAAAACGAUCCUCAUGUCGGAGGCAAUACAUGGGCUGGAGGGACUGGCGGAUCGGACACAGCUGGACUGGGAGGCCGUGGCGGUCCGUAUCGACUUGACAAAGGUCAUCCGGUGCACCAGGUCUCGCAAGCAAAGAAGGAUGAGGUGUCAGCUGCAGCACGUGCCAAGGCCCAUGCCAUUGCACAGGAGGCACUUGCUGACAAGUUGCGCGAGAUCGACAUGAGUGAUCGCGAAUGGAAAACGUACGAGUCGUUUCUCAAACGUGUGGAGCGAGAGAGUUCCCAAUUGCGUGCGAUUUUAGCAAACCUGGAAACAGUGACUGAAGAGCGGAAUUGGCUGCGACACCAGUCGAGUGGCGAGCUAGACGACGGCAAGCUUGUAGACGGCAUUGCUGGUGAGCCGCUCGUGUUCAAGCGUCGUGGGGUGAGUGACUCGCCAUUUCGAGCCUCAGCAGGAAGCUCACAGAGCCAAGAUCCCAAACGGAUGCUGUUUGUUAUGGACGUGAGCGGGAGCAUGUUUCGCUUCAAUGGCCAGGAUGCCCGUCUCGAGCGUAUGCUCGAGACAUCUUUGAUGAUCAUGGAGAGUUUUGCGGGCUUCGAGCGAGAGCUGGACUAUAGUAUCCUGGGUCAUAGUGGCGAUUCGCCCGAGAUUCCAUUCGUGGAGUUUGGGGCACCGCCUAAAGACCGCAAGGAGAGGCUGCAAGUGCUUCAGAGGAUGGUCGCUCACUCUCAGUUCUGCCGUAGCGGAGACCACACCGUUGAGGCGAUUGAACGUGGUAUCCAGCGUGUUGCUGCGCUCGAGGGCGACGAGCGCUUCGUGUUUGUCGUGAGCGAUGCCAACCUCGAGCGCUACGGGAUUGAGCCCCGAGAUCUUGGUCGCAAGCUACUGGCAGACCCAAGUGUGCAGGCCCAUGCGCUUUUCAUUGCCUCGUUCGCUGACGAAGCCGAACAGAUCCGAUGCGCGCUGCCUAAUGGUCGAGGUCAUGUCUGCCUCGAGACGUCCGACUUGCCCAGGACCUUCAAGCAAAUUUUCACGUCAGCUUUGGGCAGCAACUAG